Nilaparvata lugens (brown planthopper) is the source of this 2331-nucleotide messenger RNA. Its product is annotated as cyclin-dependent kinase 9-like. NCBI's taxonomy places the organism in Eukaryota, Metazoa, Arthropoda, Insecta, Hemiptera, Delphacidae. The coding region runs from base 241 to 1470 and encodes 409 amino acids. Gene Ontology annotation, biological process: protein phosphorylation. Gene Ontology annotation, molecular function: ATP binding; cyclin-dependent protein serine/threonine kinase activity. Gene Ontology annotation, cellular component: nucleus. The transcript is spliced from 8 exons. The record is from RefSeq and is a predicted model, not a curated record.
UCCAAGAACCAUUUUGACCGACGUCUCGUCUAUUUACAGACAACAUACAGACAGACAGACAACAGUCAAGUGUAGAGCUAGGCUAGCCAAGGCUUGGUGUGCUUUUGUUUUGGUUGUUUAUUGUACACUAAAAACUACUGUUUAUAAACUCAAAAUAUUCUUAUAUUUAGCAAAUCAUAGUUUUUGAACUUAAGUUGCUUCUUCUUAUAAGUGGCUUGUCAAUUUUAAAAAACAGCAAUUAUGAUGCCUAAUCGAGUAAAUACUAAUGAGACUAGUAGUAUAAUGAACAUAAAGGACAAGGAGAAAUACAUUGAAGAAUUUGAUUUUCCAUUUUGUGAUGAAGCUUCUAAGUACGAGAAAAUUGCAAAAAUCGGACAAGGAACAUUCGGGGAAGUUUUCAAAGCAAGAGAAAAGGCCAAUCCUAAAAAGAUAGUUGCCAUGAAGAAAGUUCUAAUGGAGAAUGAGAAAGAAGGUUUCCCCAUCACUGCACUGAGAGAGAUAAGGAUAUUACAACUAUUGAAACAAGAAAACGUCGUGAAUUUGAUAGAAAUUUGCAGAACAAAAGCGACUGAAUUCAACAGGUACCGCUCUACCUUUUAUCUAGUCUUUGACUUUUGUGAACAUGAUCUGGCCGGACUGCUUUCAAAUGUGCAGGUGAAAUUCAAUCUGGGAGAAAUAAAGAAAGUUAUGCAACAACUCUUGAACGGGUUGUACUACAUCCAUAGCAACAAGAUUUUACAUCGUGAUAUGAAAGCAGCCAAUGUUCUAAUUACCAAAACAGGUGUUCUGAAACUGGCUGAUUUUGGGUUGGCACGAGCAUUCAGCGCCACCAAGAAUGGCCAAGUGAAUAGGUACACGAACCGCGUGGUGACACUGUGGUACCGGCCGCCAGAGCUGCUGCUGGGAGACCGCAACUACGGACCGCCGGUGGACCUGUGGGGUGCCGGCUGCAUCAUGGCCGAGAUGUGGACCCGCAGCCCCAUCAUGCAGGGCAACACCGAGCAGCAGCAGCUGACGUUCAUUUCGCAGCUAUGCGGCUCCAUCACACCCGAGGUCUGGCCACAGGUCGACCAGCUCGACCUCUACAACAAGAUGGAGUUGUUGCGCGGACAGAAACGCAAGGUGAAAGACCGCCUGCGGCCAUAUGUAAAAGAUCCCUAUGCGUGCGACCUCAUCGACAAACUUCUGGUGCUCGACCCAAGCAAGAGGUGUGACUCGGAUUCGGCUCUGAACCACGACUUCUUCUGGACCGAUCCGAUGCCGUGCGACCUGAGCAAAAUGCUGGCUCAGCACACGCAGAGCAUGUUCGAGUACCUGGCGCCUCCGCGACGCCCGGCCAACAUGCGCGCCCAUCACACACACGCGCACCAUGCGUCGCACGCACACGCGCAUGCGCACUCCAGCGCCGCGCAUGCCACACGCGUCUCCAGCACGGCUAGUGACACCACCUAUCAGGAUCGUGUUUUCUAAGCACAUUGUAUCCUUGAAAUCGUUAACCGUUACGCCAAGCUGAGAAGUACGAUCUUGGUUCAUCAUAAAUAUUUUUAAUUAUUUUGUGAGUGUAUAUUUGAUGUAAGAGUUCAGCCCUGCUGAAUCUAUAUUCUUUUUUCUACUCGGUGAAGUUAGGAAACUGUAAAAUCUGUAAAUGUAAAAAGACAUGUUCGUGAGAAUUAUUCUAUUAGAGUUCAAGUUUUAUCAUGGUUGUUUUAUAAAUUAAUACUCUGCUUGCAGUCCAAUUCCUAAGAAUGAUCGAGAAAAUGAUUAUUAUUUUACAGUACUUUGAAAUUUUUGCAGUGAAGUAUCAUCGCACACAAUUCUUGAAUCAUUUGAAGGUGUUUAUAUUUUUGAUGUGAUUGUUGAACCCAAUUAAAUGUAUAUCGUUAAUAAAUGUCGCGUGUGAACUGAAUAUAUAUAUGUAAUUGCAUUUGCCUGUAGAAUCAAUGAUCAAGGAAUAAUUUGAACUUGAAAGUAUUUUUAUAAUUUCUAUCGCCCAGCUUGCAGGCUAAUAAUUAUUUAAUUUUCAUGAAAUGGAGCCCAACUGUUUAAAUCAAAUUAUUCUUCAUUAUUUCUUCUUCAUGAUGCUAUGUGAACUGAAGUUAAUUGCUUUUUUCUAUAAAAUGUGUUCUUAAAGCUUAAGACUGUUCAAAAAAAAAAUUCCAUUAAAAUAAAAAUAAGAUUUUUCAAAUCAAAUAAUUCAAUCUCCAAUGAUUAUAGUUUUACCUUUUUUGUCAUUUCGAAUAUCAUUCAUGUAUUUAAUUGUGUAUAUUUGUAUUUUGUGAUUUAUGUUAAGUUUAGCUUUGAAUAGAAUAAAGUUAUUAAUUUUUACUCAUA